This is a messenger RNA of Pimephales promelas (fathead minnow), 1275 nucleotides long. NCBI's taxonomy places the organism in Eukaryota, Metazoa, Chordata, Actinopteri, Cypriniformes, Leuciscidae. The record is from RefSeq and is a predicted model, not a curated record.
AUGGAGGUAGGUCACCUCAUCCAGCGAGCCUCAAGUACCAGUAAUCUGAAGAAGGUCACACUGGAGCUGGGCGGAAAGAGUCCAAACAUCAUUUUAUCAGAUGCUGAUAUGGAGGAGGCAGUGGAGCAGUCCCAUUUCGCCCUCUUCUUCAACCAAGGCCAGUGCUGUUGUGCGGGCUCUCGCACAUACGUACAGGAGAGCAUCUACAACGAGUUUGUGGAGCGAAGUGUGGAGAGAGCUAAGAAGAGGGUCGUGGGAGACCCUUUCGACUUGAAGACUGAGCAGGGCCCACAGGUCGAUGAGGAACAGUUCCAGAAGAUUCUUGGCUACAUCAGCAGUGGGAAGCGCGAGGGAGCCAAGCUCAUGUGUGGCGGGGCGGCAGCUGAUCGCGGAUACUUCAUCCAGCCCACUAUCUUCGGGGAUGUUAAGGAUGACAUGACAAUUGCUCGGGAGGAGAUCUUUGGCCCUGUAAUGCAAAUUCUGAAGUUUAAAUCUCUAGAAGAAGUGAUUGAGAGAGCCAACGACAGCAAAUAUGGCCUUGCAGCAGCUGUUUUUACCCAAAACAUUGAAAAGGCCCAUUACAUAUCCAAUGGCCUGCGUGCUGGCACUGUGUGGAUUAAUUGCUACGACGUGUUCAGUGUGCAGGCUCCCUUCGGAGGCUACAAGGCCUCAGGGAUUGGUCGUGAGUUAGGACAGUACGGACUUGACAACUACACCGAGGUCAAAACGGUUACAAUUAAGGUCCCUCAGAAAAAUUCAUAAAUGGAGAAAUUCAUUUAGAGAAGCCGUCAUCGAACGAUUUGAGCUGUGACGGACAUUAUUGAAAUGAACAUUACUCUUUAAAUUUAUUUCAUUAAAUCAAAUAAUGUCUUAAUGUGUACUGAGAAAAAAAUAAAUAAAUAUUACUUUAUUUUUUAUGUAUAAUCAUCAUAUAUAUACAUACACACACACGAUUAGUACAUACAAAAUAAACUUCUUACAAUUAUAAGUUACGGAAGUUUUUUGAUUAUCCAUCUGAUUUGUGUAAUAAAUGGUCCAAUUAUUUUUAUAAUUUUUUUUUCCUCAUUCAUUUAUUCUUAAUUUGCAUAAAUAUUUGUCCUUUUAUGAUUAGAUUUUUUGUAAUAACAUGCAGAAGAAAAUAAAUGAAUAUCAAACAGUAACAGUCUCUGUGAUAUUGCAGCAUUUAUUGUUAGAUAUGAUUUGAUGACCUGCAAAAGAAACAAAAAUAAAUUGAAAAAUGUUUGGUUUCACAGAUUAAACAUUUAUUUAUUUAUA